Molecule: messenger RNA, 1477 nt
Organism: Nothobranchius furzeri (turquoise killifish)
Lineage: Eukaryota; Metazoa; Chordata; Actinopteri; Cyprinodontiformes; Nothobranchiidae
Gene: efna3b
Product: ephrin-A3b
Biological process (GO): ephrin receptor signaling pathway; axon guidance
Cellular component (GO): plasma membrane
Molecular function (GO): ephrin receptor binding
Source: RefSeq, a predicted model, not a curated record
GUGGGGGUGGUGGGCUUCUUUUGCACCACCAGUCGAGGUAAAACUUCAAAUGAGCUGCAACUCCGUCUCAAUAAUAUCGGAGGAAUGCGCCGUUGUCGCUCAGAGGAGGCGGAGUCAGGAAAUGUACGAGCGCUGCCUAUCAAGCAGGAGAGAGAGGAGGAGGAGGAGGAGUGAGGAAGGAGAGCUACGUGUGGCUGCUGGAUGGUUGUAAAACGGAGCUCAUGAAACUGGCUGGUGGAACUGUUUUUCCUGCAGAUGACAGACACCCGUGACCUGCUUUGCGCGGAUAAGCUGCACCAGAAAACUCUUCCAGUUGCAUUUUUUCCGCACCAGCUGCAGAAACUCUGGACUGUUUGAUGCUCAGAGGAAGGGACCGACCUCCAGCUUGGACCCUACCUGCAGCAGCUCUUUCUGGGUCUCGGAUUGGAGAGAAUCCCCGCUCACACGGACCGUAACCCCUUUACUCUCCCCCCGAAGCUCUGGGAUCUGCUGCGGAAGGAGGAGGAGGAGGUUGGGAGAGGCGAUCGGUCACUUUACAUCACCUUUUUACAACUUAUUAACCACAACAAAUAUUCUUUGACAUGCCUGCCUGAAGCUUUUUUGGUGCUGCUCUUCAUUUUCCGUCUGUUAGGCUUCGCUGGGAUGUUUGAGCCGCGCUGUUUGGUGGGGUGAAGGGACCCAGAGAGGGCGAGCGCGCGGCCGGAGAGACCGAAGCGGACCACGGAGGAGCCGGGAGCAUGGCUCUGGCAGCGCUGGCUCUUUGGGUGCUAAUGAGUCUCACCUGGGGAAACGGGCUCCAGGUGUCCGCCAACAGGCAUUCGGUUUACUGGAACAGCUCCAACAUAAUUUUGCAUAAGGAGGGAUACACGAUGAUGGUGAACGUCAACGACUACCUGGACAUCUACUGCCCUCAUUACAACGACAGCCACGGCAUCAGCGUCGUGGAGCAGUACGUCCUCUACAUGGUCAGUUACCGCGGUUACAGGAACUGUGACCCCCAGCUGGGCUUCAAGAGGUGGGAGUGUAACCGUCCCCACGCCCCGCACGCGCCCAUCAAGUUCUCCGAGAAGUUCCAGCGCUACAGCGCCUUCUCUCUGGGCUACGAGUUCCACGUCGGCCAGGAGUACUAUUACAUCUCCACGCCCGUCCGUCACCACGGACACAACUGUCUCAGACUACGAGUGUACGUUUGCUGUCCCACCGCCUCUGAUGUGGAGGAUGGAGCAGAGCCAACAGAACCAGACUACACGCUGAGACCAGGCCUAAAAAUCGACGACAUUGAUGACUACAACCCUUUUGUUCCCAAACUGGAGAAGAGCGUCAGCGGGAGCAGUCCGUCCCGAGAUCGCCUUCUGCUCACCGUGACCAUGCUCCUCCUUGCCGCUCUCUUCGUCUCCUAGCAAUGGCCGUCUCAUCAGCGUCACCAUGCCAACUAGCCUUGGGAGGGUGCACACUGUCAGUGGGCUGGGAGCGGGUC